AUGUGGUUGAGAGAACCACCGUGUUGUUCCAAGAUCAACCACCCCUGUCCGUCAGAGACUUUGUUAGUGAAGGCAUACUUCCACUAUAUUUUCAUCCACCACAUCCCCAUACACUUGUUAGAUAAACUAGAGAUGUUUUCAGAUGAAAUCGAAGUUUCUUUCCAUAUUUACCACAAACACAGUCUUGGUAGAUCUCACGGAAUAUUUCAACACAGCCAACAGAAUUGCAAAAGAUACCUUGGUCAAGGCUCAUUAACUUUUGAUGGAAGAAUAGCUACAAAAUUAAACUUCCUUGGUGAAUGGUUCCAUGAUGCUGAUAGUUGUAUACGAAGUGAGACAUGUGAUACAGUUGAGCAAGUGUCUCCGGAUUCAGAAAUCACGAAACUCUUGAGUAACAUGAUCACCUCUAAGGGCACGCUUAACGUGGUUAUUGAUGCCACUCUUCAAUUUAGUUACAAUGACUUGCUCUUUGGCACAAAUAUGGGGCUACAUCUCUAUAGUUUAAGAUGUGCCGUAAACAAUUUAUGUCAAAUUCCAUAUCAAAAUAGGGAUGCUCAUUCUACCUCUAUCACUGCCAUUACUACCAUUACUACCUUUAAUUCAGUUUCUACUAUUUUGACUCAGUUUGAUUCUUUUAAUGUCAUUGAAGAUGGGAUCGAAUCGAUCAAAUGCACGAACACCAGCCUAUUCGAACAGCACAAAUUUUCAGAAUCUAGCUUUCCUCAACCAGUAAUUAAGAAGGAUGGACAGGGUCGAUCACAACUAACAGAUAUUUCAGAGAAAUAUGCCACCCAAGAAGUUGAAGUUAACAAUCAAGAUGUCAAAAUUGCCAAUCUUUUUGCUUUCCUGGAUCAAGUUGUUAGCAUUAUAGGGAUAGACGAAUUUGAAUUUUACAGUCAAAGUGCAGAAGAGCAAUUACUUCGUUAUGAGUUGUGCAAAUAUGCAACCGGUGGUGAUAUUUCAGAACUUGUAGAGACAACUGAAGAAGAAGUAUCAUCUGAAGAAAACAGAACCCUGGAUGAAUCCUUUCAAAUCUUGAAUUCUCCUAGAGAACGGCAGCUCUCUAUCAGGUACAAUACUGGUUGCGGUUUCAACUCAGAGUAUCAAUACCCUGUAGUCGUUGAUGAGUUGUCUGGAGUAGAAUACAGUUGUAAUGUUUGGGGCGAUCCCGAAGAAAGAGUUCCUUACGGGUAUCAAAGACCCAUUCCAAGUUCCAUCACUGCAUUGCCUUCUAAAUCAAUUCUUCGGAAGAAAUGUAGAGACCUGAAAGCUACAUCCUCAACUAAAUACUCCAACAACCAGGUGACAUUGAAAUGUCUUCUCAACGCAAACUUAGAGGGACUCCGGCAGCAAUCUCUUGCAAGACUUACCAUAAAAGAUUCAGAAGAACACUUGUUGAGACCAAGUGAGUCUAGAAGCGGAGGAUGGCUAACUAGACGGUGCCAUGUCUUCGAUAACUACGUCCCACUAUACCGCAGACCAUUAGAGCAGUAUAAUCACACUAUCUCACAAACUGAGGCUUCUACGUCUAAUCCUACUACAACUACGGCUGCCGCUGCUGUUACUUCCACGAACAAUCUAAGCAACAACCCUCAUGACUUACCAACUUCUGCAGAGUUUUGGGAACAGAUUUACUCAGAAAGCGACAUUCAAGAGAACAAGUCAUGCCCACCAUCAUCAGCAGAGUUUUGGGAAUCCAUUUGUUCUCCACCCCCAUCUGCUGAAAUUCGGUUCAGAGUUGCACCGGCCGAACAGGAAGAAAAUGGUGUCACCAGUCGAUCCCACUCUUCAGUAUCGAAUUCUGCAGGUGGCUUAUAG
This is a messenger RNA of Scheffersomyces stipitis CBS 6054, 1818 nucleotides long. RefSeq lists its product as uncharacterized. Bases 1 to 1818 code for a protein of 605 amino acids. NCBI's taxonomy places the organism in Eukaryota, Fungi, Ascomycota, Pichiomycetes, Serinales, Debaryomycetaceae. The transcript has a single exon. The record is from RefSeq and is a predicted model, not a curated record.